AUGUCUCUGCCAAGUCGACAGACAGCUAUUGUUAACCCUCCUCCACCAGAGUAUAUAAAUACCAAGAAAAAUGGGCGAUUAACAAAUCAACUGCAGUAUCUACAAAAAGUUGUUCUAAAGGCUUUAUGGAAGCAUAGUUUUUCUUGGCCUUUUCGACAUCCUGUGGAUGCUGUGAAACUAAAGUUGCCUGAUUACUAUACCAUUAUUAAAAAACCAAUGGAUUUAAAUACAAUUAAGAAGCGCUUGGAGAAUAAAUAUUAUGUGAAGGCUUCAGAAUGUGUAGAAGACUUCAAUACAAUGUUCUCAAAUUGUUAUUUGUACAACAAGCCUGGAGAUGACAUUGUUGUUAUGGCACAAACUCUAGAGGAGUUGUUUAUGCAGCAAUUAUCUCAGAUGCCCCAAGAAGAGCAAGUUGUGGGUGGUAAGGAAAGAAUAAAGAAAGGCACUCAUCAAAAUGUAGCAGUUACUUCAGCUAAAGAAAAACCAUCCACCAAAGCAACAGAAAAAGUAUUUAAGCAGCAAGCGGUUCCCUCUGCAUCUGCUGAGACAUCUGUUUCUCCCUUCAGCAUGGCACAAGCAGCGCCACUCAACUGUAGCUCACAAACUGUGGCCCAGGUUACAAGGGGUGUGAAGAGGAAAGCAGAUACAACAACUCCUACAUCUUCAGUAGUUAAAUCAAGAAGUGAAUCUUCUCCAGCACUUACAGAAAAAAAAUCAAUGAGAAUGCCACCCGUAAAAGAAAAUAUGCUGAAGAAUGCUUUGCCCGAUUCUCAGCAACAAUAUAAAGUUGUAAAGACUGCUAAAGUAACUGAACAACUAAGGCACUGUAGUGAGAUUCUUAAGGAAAUGCUUGGAAAGAAACAUUUAUCAUAUGCAUGGCCUUUUUAUAAUCCUGUUGAUGUUAAGGCUUUGGGAAUUCAUAACUACUAUGACAUUGUCAAAAAUCCAAUGGAUCUUGGAACUAUUAAGCUUAAGGCUGUUCAUCAACAGCUACAGGUUCUGUCCCAAGUACCUUUCCGUAAGCUAAAGAAAAAAAAUGAAAAGUCUAAAAGGGAAAAGAAAAAAAAAGUUAAUAGCAAAGAUGAAAAUCCAAGGAAAAAGUUUAAGCAAAUGAAAUUAAAGGAAAAGUCCAAGAGCAAUCAACCAAAGAAAAGGAAACAACAGCUCUUGGCUCUGAAAUUUGAAGAUGAUGAUAAUGCUAAACCUAUGAACUAUGAUGAGAAAAGGAAAUUAAGUUUGGAUAUAAACAAACUCCCUGGAGAUAAACUUGGGCGAGUAGUUCAUAUAAUACAAUCAAGAGAGCCUUCACUGAGAAACUCCAAUCCUGAUGAGAUAGAGAUAGAUUUUGAAACACUGAAAGCAUCAACACUAAGAGAACUAGAAAAAUAUGUUGUGGCAUGUCUAAGAAAAAGACCACUAAAACCUCAUACUAAGAAAAUCAUGAAGUCCAAAGAAGAACUUCAUUCACAGAAAAAACAGGAGUUGGAAAAGCAAUUACUAGCCAUCAGUAAUCAGCUAAAUUCUAGAAAACGUCUAACAAAAUCUGAGAAAAUGCAAUCAUCCAAAGCCGCUGGAAGUGGUUCCCGAUUGAGUGAGAGCAGCAGCAGCAGCAGCAGCAAAAGCAGCAGCAGCAGCAGCAGCAGCAAAAGCAGCAGCAGCAGCAGCAGCAGCAGCAGCAGCAAAAUGUUUCCUAAAUUUACUGGAGUAAAACAGAAUGAUUCUCCUAAAGAGAAUGUAAAGAAAAUGAAGAAAGAAUAUAUACUGCCUGAAGGAGGGACAGGCUUCACAGAGGAGCAGCUACAAUCCUCUGUGCAAGAUACAUCUGCUAAAACCACCCUUGUUCAUCAGACUACACAGUUAUAUGGAAUACCACCAAAUCACCACCAGUUAGCAUUUAACUAUCAAGAAUCAGAACAUUUACAGACUGUGAAAAACAUCUCGCCUUUACAAAUUCUGCCUCCCUCAGGUGAUUCUGAACAACUCUCGAAUGGCCUAACUGUGAUGCAUCCGUCUGAUGACAAUGACACAGUGGUGUUAGAAUCUCAACGUCACGUUCCUGUGCAAAAGGAUAUAAAGAUAAAGAAUGCAGACUCUUGGAGAAGUUUAGGCAAACCAGUGAAAACAGCAGGUGUACUGAAAUCAUCAGAUGAGCUCUUCAACCAAUUUAGAAAAGCAGCAAUAGAAAAGGAAGUAAAAGCCCGAACACAGGAACUAAUACAGAAACAUCUGGUACAGAAUACUAAGGAACCAAAAGUAUCUCAAGAAAAUCAGAGGGACCUUGGAAAUGGAUUGACUCUAGAAUCUUUUUCAAGUAAAAUACAAAAUAAGUGCCAUGGAGAAGAGCAGAAAGAACAUCAGCAGUCAUUGGAAGCUCAAGAUAAAAGCAAACCUUGGCUUCUGAAAAACCGCAAUUUAGCAAGGGAGAAAGAGCAAGAGCGGAGGCGGAGAGAAGCAAUGGCGGGUACCAUUGAUAUGACUCUUCAGAGUGACAUUAUGACAAUGUUUGAAAACAACUUUGAUUAA
Molecule: messenger RNA, 2523 nt
Organism: Galeopterus variegatus (Sunda flying lemur)
Lineage: Eukaryota; Metazoa; Chordata; Mammalia; Dermoptera; Cynocephalidae
Gene: BRDT
Product: bromodomain, testis-specific
Exons: 16
Coding region: 1-2523 (840 amino acids)
Biological process (GO): positive regulation of transcription elongation by RNA polymerase II; chromatin remodeling
Cellular component (GO): chromatin; nucleus
Source: RefSeq, a predicted model, not a curated record